AUGGGAAAAAUUGCUGUUGCUGGAGGCUCUUCAGGCUUGGGCCGGACCAUGAUCGAAGCCCUCAAGGCAGGGGAAACUUACGAAUAUAUUGUGCUAUCACGAAAGGCCACCAAUGUAGAGUCUCGGGCAGUGGACUACUCGUCUGUGGAUAGUCUAGCAUCUCUACUUGAGACUGAGAAGAUCGACACUGUUGUUUCUUGUCUUCCGAUAGACGGUGAUAACAGCGGGAAGGCUCAACUUAACCUCAUUGAGGCGGCAAACCGAUCGAAAUAUACCAAGCGAUUCAUACCCAGUGAAUUUGGAGCGGUCUACACCGAAGAUGCUUUUACCUAUAUGCCCUCUUACCGUUGGAAAUUUGAAGCCAUCGACGUGCUUAAAAAAACAAACCUUGAGUUCACCCUCAUCUCAAUCGGCCAGUUUUUAGACUACUGGGCGGCCCCCCGAAUCCCGACUUAUAUCGGCGCAGCAAACAUCCAAAUCGACCCGGAAAAUAGAGUAGCUAUUAUCCCAGGCGAUGGAAACAAUCCCGUGGUUAUCACGCAUUCUACCGACGCGGCAAAAUUUACUAUCGCAUUACUUGACCUCCCAUCAUGGAAACGAAGACACUCGAUUAUCGGAAACCGCCUUACUCUCAAUGAAGCUGUCAAGUUAGCCGAAGAAGUCAUGGGUGUCAAGUUCAAUGUCAAGUAUUUUACGAUUGAGGAAAUGGAGAGGAGUGAAUUUGAGCUUACUCCCAGUAUGAAAAAGAUCUUGCCCGAGGAGAUGCACGAGGGCAUGAAGGCUAUAUUAGCUAAGGCGGGUAUUGGGAUGGCCAAAGGAAAUAUUGAUAUCCAGGACAAAGAAGAUUUGACAAUUAUGUUCCCAAGCCUUGAACCUCUUACAGUUAGGCAAGUUUGGGAAGCACGGAAGUAG
Messenger RNA from Fusarium venenatum, 912 nucleotides. RefSeq lists its product as uncharacterized. The record is from RefSeq and is a predicted model, not a curated record. NCBI's taxonomy places the organism in Eukaryota, Fungi, Ascomycota, Sordariomycetes, Hypocreales, Nectriaceae.